UUGUGGUAAAUAAGAGUUGUAUACGAUAAGCUUGAACUUUGGCUGUUCAGAUUCUUGUUUUUUGUUGCUCUGGAGAUGGUUAUUGGGAAACAUGAUAGAAAAUUUUGGAAUUGAUCAUAAGGGGGUGUGGGAUUAGUGGUAUAUGAUUGAAUAUGCCAAUAAUCAGUCUCUUCUUUCUAAGUCAGCCACUACUACUUGUGGCUCUCUACUUCAAGAAUAGCAGAGUUGAGCAUUUAUUCAAGAAAUUUGCUUGGUCUGCUAAGGGAACUAUCUUUUGAAGUCUAUGUUUCCUUAAUUUGGAGACUGAUGCAUUUUUCUCCUACUUGCCCUCUUGUGUUGGAAAUAUGGGAUGAGAUUGGGGAGAGUGACAGCGAGAGGGACAAAAAGCUUCUUCAAGUUGAGCAGGAAUGCCUCGACAUUUACCGUAGAAAUGUAGAUAAAGAGAGAAAAUACAAAGCUGAGCUGCAUCUGUCAUUAGCUGAGGCUGAUGCAGAAAUUUCCAAACUUGUAUCUGCCCUUGGAGAACAAGUUUCUUUGCCAUUGUCUGGAAAGAUGAAAGGUACCCUGAAGCAGAAAUUGGCUGUUAUUGAUCCCGUGUUAAAAGACAUAAGGACAAAGAAACAUGAAAGGAUUAAGGACUUCUUGAAUAUAGAAACACAGAUAGCAGCAAUUUGUGCAGAAAUAGCAGGAAAUGACACAGUAAUUAGUGCCACAGAUAUUCAAGUAAGUGAACAAGACUUGACCGCUAAGAGAUUGGGAGAACUGAAGUCACAUCUUCAGGAACUUCAGUCUGAAAAGAACCUGCGUUUGCUACGAGUCAACAGCUAUAUGAGCGCAAUUCAUGAGCUUACAGUAGUUAUGUCACUUGAUUUCAAGAAUAUAAUAGCUAAUAUCAAUCCAAGCUUGGCGAAUCAUUUGAAUGUACAAUCAAAGAGCAUAAGCAAUGAAACACUUGCUAGCUUGACAAGUGAAGUCAAUUCACUGAAGCAAUUGAAAAAGCAGCGGCUAGAGAGGCUUCAAGAUCUUGGCAGCUCUCUAAUAGAACUUUGGAACCUCAUGGACAUGCCAAUGGAGGAACAACUGAGGUUUAACCAUGUUACUUCCUUAGUUUCUUCCUCUAUUGAUGAGAUAAGUAGACAAGGAUCCCUUGCCAUUCACAUUGUUGAGCAGGCUGAAGUGGAAGUUGAGCGUUUAAAUGCUCUAAAGACCAGUAAGCUGAGAGAAUUGAUAUUUAAGAGACAAAAUGAGCUCGAGGAAAUCUAUAGGAAUGUUCAUAUGGAUGUAGAUAGCGAGACUGCACGCCAGAUUUUAAUCCAGCUUAUGGAGUCUGGCAGUGAUCUCUCUAAUCUGCUUUCAAGCAUGGAUGAUCAGGUGGUGAAAGCCAAAGAGCAAGCUUCAAGCAGGAAAGAAGUAUUAGAUAAAGUGGAGAAGUGGAAACAUGCUUCUCAAGAGGAAAGUUGGCUUGAUGAGUAUGAAAAGGAUGAUAAUCGUUAUAGUGCUGGGAAAGGUGUUCACAUCAAUUUGAAACGUGCAGAGAAAGCACGGAUUUUGGUCAGCAAAAUACCAUCUCUUGUUGAAAACUUGACUGCCAAGAUAAAGGCCUGGGAGAAGGAAAGAGGAAUGCCAUUUUUAUAUCACAAAGCCCCUCUAUUGCAUACUUUGGAAGAGUAUAUCAUCUCGCGACAGGAAAAACAAGAAGAGAAACGUAGAUCUCGGGAACAAAAGCGGCUCCAAGAUCAAUUUGCUGCAGAACAAGAAACAAUCUAUGGUUCAAAGUCUGCCAAGAAACCUCUGGGUAAUGCUAACACAGUGCCCGGAACUCCAAAUAGUCGACGUAUGUCUACACCUUCAGGUCGUUAUGGUGCGUCCAUAGGGAAGGAAAAGAGAGGGAGCGGUCAUGUAAUACCCGUAAACUACGUAAGCCUUGCAAAGGAUGAUCAGAAAUGUGGAUGACUUUAGGACUGUAACUGUGACUUGUAGAAAGGUAUACAUAUCUGCUGAUCUUGCACAAGCUAAACCCACUGAUCCUCUGAGGUAGUAUAGCAUAUAUUAGAAAAUAAUGGGCAUGAAACUGCACAUAUCAUCCUCUUCAUUUUCUUUACAGCAACUUUUUUAGUAUGUCUGGUAAUAUUUGCCCCAAGAGCCAAACCGUUUUCUACUUUAAUAGCAAAUGCUUGCCUUUUUCCAUGCUUUGGCUAUUGUAUAAUUUGUGGUUGCUAUUGUUCUUGCUUCAAUUGUUUUCAUCACGUUUUUUCAUCAAUGUAUUUGGUAUUACAUA
This is a messenger RNA of Solanum pennellii, 2278 nucleotides long. Its product is annotated as 65-kDa microtubule-associated protein 5. Gene Ontology annotation, molecular function: microtubule binding. The transcript has 12 exons. Gene Ontology annotation, biological process: microtubule cytoskeleton organization. The coding region runs from base 307 to 1953 and encodes 548 amino acids. Lineage: Eukaryota; Viridiplantae; Streptophyta; Magnoliopsida; Solanales; Solanaceae. Gene Ontology annotation, cellular component: cytoplasm; spindle. The record is from RefSeq and is a predicted model, not a curated record.